AUAUACCAAGUGCAGUGUGUCUGUGAUAUACAAUAAAUUUUGGCUCUGGUUAAUUAGUUCUUUGAUACCUGAUAAAAUAAUCGAAUAAUUUGGAGCUCCAACGACUUGAUCUGAUCGGUAGCAAUGGGAGGAGCUGACUGGGGUCCGGUGGCGGUUGCGGUGGUGCUGUUUGUAGUGUUAUCGCCGGGUCUUCUUUUUCAGCUGCCGGCGAGGAGAAGGGUAUUGGAGUGUGGCAACAUGACUACGAGCGGCAUAUCCAUAUUGGUUCAUGCCAUCCUCUUUUUCGCUAUCAUCACCAUUCUGGUCAUCGCAAUUCAAAUUCACAUUCACAUCUAGCAAUUAGCUUACCUACUCCGUGUCCUUGCUAAGAUUAUUUUGUAAUCUAUCAUUUGUGCUGGUUUGUUUAUUUCUCCUAUAAUUAUAAAAGGUAUAAAAACUCCCCGCAUGUGAUUUUGGUGUAAGAUUAACGGGGAAGAUACGGUUACUAUAAAAAAAAAAGUGUCAUGAUAUAAUAUUAAAUGGUCAUUAUAAGAUUGUAUACUUGAUUGCUUAAUGUAUUG
Eruca vesicaria subsp. sativa (arugula) is the source of this 560-nucleotide messenger RNA. Lineage: Eukaryota; Viridiplantae; Streptophyta; Magnoliopsida; Brassicales; Brassicaceae. The record is from the annotation of a GenBank genome assembly.